Molecule: messenger RNA, 1566 nt
Organism: Venustampulla echinocandica
Lineage: Eukaryota; Fungi; Ascomycota; Leotiomycetes; Helotiales; Pleuroascaceae
Product: Cytochrome P450
Exons: 3
Coding region: 1-1566 (521 amino acids)
Molecular function (GO): heme binding; oxidoreductase activity, acting on paired donors, with incorporation or reduction of molecular oxygen; iron ion binding
Source: RefSeq, a predicted model, not a curated record
AUGGUUUCAGUACUCGCUUCCACAAAUCUCCAGUACGGCGCAAUUGGGUUUGUCCUAUUUGUUCUUUUCGCCUAUGUGCUUAACAAAUUGACAACCUGGGAAUACUCAAUCCCAAAUGAAGUGCAAUGGAUUGAUCGUCGCAAACAGCCUUUAUCCUAUCUUCGCGCAAAAAUUCGGUCCCUAGGGAGAAACAAAGAAAAUGUACUUGAAGCGUAUUUUAAGUUCAAUAAACUUGGUAAAGCUGCAGCAUUGGCGGUUCCUUUCGGACGUCCCUUGUUGCUUCUGCCACCCAAAUUCAUCCGCUGGAUUGUCGACCAACCUGAAUCCACCAUCAGUUUGGAUCCGAUACACGACGAAUUUCAUGUCUUUGUCGGAGGCGAUCUUACCGGUGAUCACACCGUGCAGGAGCUAUUACGACGAGAGCUAACUCUCAACCUGGAAAUCUUAACCCCUGUGAUCAACGAAGAAAUUGUUUGCGCUUUAGAUGAUGUACUGGGAACCUCGCCUGAAUGGAAAACCACUUCUCUUGCGGAUGAUUUGAAGACAAUCAUUGCGCGGACGUCCAACAGAGUAUUUGUGGGCAAAGAGUUAUGUCGAAAUGAAGACUACAUACGCACUGCCAAGGGGUUAUCAAUGGUGAUUAUGCCAGAAACUGUGAUUCAGGAUCUCAUACCGAAAGUUUUGAAAGGACCGCUUUCAAGGGUAACCAAAGCGUUCAACGACAUCUAUGGGAUGAAAAGAUUCUCAUCACACCUGCGUCGAGUAAUAAGGCAGCGAUAUAUUGAUGUGCAGAACGUGUUCGAGGGUGCUGGCGAAAAAACAGAACUGCCUGAUGACUUGCUAACAUGGAUGGUGCAAAAGUCGAUUCGUCGAGGAGAAUCUUCAGCAAACAUCGACAAAUUAUUAGUUGCACGUGUUGCGAUGCUUAAUCUGGCCGCCAUCGAAACUUCUACUGCUGCAAUGACUAGGAGCAUCUUGGACCUAGUCACCAUGGGCGGUGAGGGAGGUUUCCUAAAAGCUGUCCAGGAAGAGGUAUCGGCCAUGUUGGAAGGAUGCAACUAUCAACCCAGCAAGAGCGAUGUCCUAAAACUGACUCUCACUGAAAACGCCAUUAAGGAGUCUCUCCGCCUCCAAGUCGCCUUUCCAGGUCUCAUGCGCCAAGUGGUCUUCCCAAAAGGUGUUACACUAGAAAACGGCAUGCAUGUGCCUUGCGGUACUCGACUGGGCGUAUCGGCAGCUGGCAUUCAUGUUGACAACUCAAUCUAUGAAGACGCCACGACUUACAAUCCGGGCAGAUUCAUGGUCAUAGAACUGGAUCCUCGAGGUAAACCCAAUCCAAUGUGGAAAGGGAAUGAGAAAUACCUAGCUUUUGGCCUCGGCAGGCGCUCGUGUCCCGGCAGAUGGUAUGUGACCGAUCAGCUGAAACUCACCCUUGCCCAUCUCUUCUCCAAGUAUGAGAUCAAAUUUGAGAAGGCUGCGGAGAAGACAAGCGCGCUCAGAAAGAUCCUACCUGGUGCCCCUCAAGAUCAUGUCAUGAUCAGACGUAGGUCAAAGGCAGCUUUGUGA